CGGCGCGGGCGGCCAUGGCGGCGCGGCUGCCGGCGCUGCUGCUGCUGGCGCUGCUGCUGGGCGGCACGGCGGGACCCGCGGCCUGGGCAGCGCGGAGCCGCGGCGCCGAGAAGCAAAACAGCCUCCGCCGCGCUGCCAGCGGGCUCUAUCAAGGCGUCAGCGGCCUCUUCGGCGAGGAGAACGUGCGGGCCCUGCAGAAGUUUUUCUCAAGGUUGACAGAGAGGUUUGUGAAUGGGGUGGACAUAUUAAUGGACACAUUCUGGAGAAUAUGGACUGAUUUGUUAGAUGUUCUUGGAAUUGAUGCCUCCAACUUGACUCAUUAUUUCAGCCCUGCAGCAAUUGCCAACAGCCCGACCCGUGCUCUUCUCCUGAUUGGUGCCAUUUUACUUGCCUAUUGGUUUUUAUCUCUCUUCCUUGGAUUCUUCUUCUAUCUCCUGCACAUGGUCUUCGGUCGCUUUUUCUGGAUCGCCAGGGUCGCCCUUUUCACUCUCUCGUGCAUCUACAUCCUCCAGAAGUACGAAGGGGACCCAGAACACGCAGUCCUGCCUCUCUGCUUUGUUGUAGCAGUCUACUUCAUGACGGGGCCAGUUGGAUUUUACUGGAGAAGAAACAGCAACAGCAGCCUUGAGGAGAAGAUGGACCACCUGGAUAGUCAGAUCAGACUUCUGAACAUACGUCUUUCCAGGGUGAUUGAGAACCUGGACAGAGGCAGCGAGCAGUGAGCCAGCCCCUGCAGAGCCCUGGACACCAGCUCCUGGAAAGUCCUCCUCCAAGUUACAAAGCAACAAAACAUCACAUGGUAAAAAGUGUGCAAAGGUAGAACUUUUCAUCAUGUGUAAGACUAAUUUAUCUAGAUUAUACACUCAGCCAUUAUACUUGUAAGGAAAAAAAAGAAAAACGUUUUAAAAAAAUCAGCUAUAUAUUCAGAGAGUUUUAUCCAGUACUAGAAUUUUUCUCAGUAGAUGAACGGUUACUUUUACAAGCAUUGAAAAGCAUCUUUUGUAAAGUUUUUAUAAAAGCAAAUGGAGUAGUCUUUCAGAUAUUGAAAUUGAGCUAAACAUAUGCAAAUUUGACACUUAAAAAUUAAAAAGAAAAAAAAAAAGAGUCUCAAGCUACCAAACACAUUGAGAAGUAACUGCUGUGGGUCCACAUUUUAUUUUUCAAAUAGGUUUUGUUUCAUUGUUGGCUUAUUUCAUUGCCUUGAAGUUGCCUUCCACAGAGUAUCAGAUGAGGAAUUUUCUGGUAUCCAGGCCAAAAAACUCACACCGUAGCUUUUAAUGGGAGGUGGGGAACAAGAGAGAAGGAAGAUUUCAUAACUUUGAAGUCCUUAAAUGCCAGUCCAGCAUGAGGAACUGAGAAGUGCAUUUCAUCUCGAGAGCUUUAAUUUGGUGUCUGAAAUGUUCUGAAAUAAGUUGACACAAAGCGAAGAGAUGGAGCAUGUCAAAUUAUAAUUCAUAUUGGAUCUUCACAGUGAAGCAUCUUCCAAGCAUAAAUGCAUAGGAUAAAACAUGAUUAUUUUACCUUGGGGACCCAUGUACUUUUCAAAAAAGGCAGCAGUGAAAACGCUUGCAAUUGUAUUGUUGCUUAAAGCUUUCUCAGGACCAAUAAGCAGCAAUAAAUUAUCUUCAGGAAGAUCUGGAUUUUUUUUUUUUUUCUAAAAUUGUAAUAGUUUUAUAGGAGCUUUUUGCUUGAGGUUGGUGCCCUCACUCUGCUGGGUGUUGGGGAAAGCGAGGCCCGUGCUGAGAAGGAUGUAUUAAGCAGUGGUAUUUCAAAGUGAUGUAGGACCUUGGGAGCAGUUUUGUUUUGAAGGAUUGUAUGUAUUUGUAACCUUACAAGUGGGUAGGUGGGCUGACUCGCUGCUUUGUAGGGUUUGCAGAAAUGCAUUGAAGCAAAAGUGACCUCAGGGAAGAAAGCCCAGCAAGUGGUUUGAACCUAGAAAUGUGGACGUGGGGGGAGGGACCUGAACCAUAGGGACAAGCACAGUAUCAAUGCCAUGAGGUAAAGUGGACCACAGCUGAAGAGCUACGUGAGGCCGAAACGAACAAAUAAAGGAAACAAUGCAACAAAAAUCGAUCAGUGAUAGGGGCUGGCUACAAAGGAAGGGGAACAAACCCAGUAGGUGACCCAUGUGCUGUUGCUUCCAUGCGAGUGCUGGCUCCAGGCAGCUCAGCACUGGGUCUUGGGUUUCUUGUUGCCUUGAGUAGAGCUUUUGUGGGAUGUGGUGCUUAAUGAAUGUAACUGUGGGGUGACUUUAUUUUUCUCUUUAUGCUGAAGGUUAAUACUCUCCUUAAAAUGUGUGUUACUUGCCUAACUUUUUUGGGUCUGUAAGUGACAUUUACAUGAGGGAUUAUUUUAAAAUCCACGUUAAUGGCCUUCGCUCCAAACGGUGAUCAGUUCAACACGGUUAAACUUCAUAUGCACUUGGCACUAUUGUAAGCCAUUUUAAUUGUUUAAGUUAUCUGGGCCCCUAUUUUUCAAAAAAUGCACAUUGGGAGUUGGAAAGUGACUGCUUUUGAUAACUUAGUCUUUUCCAUGAACAGAUUAGUGCUCUGGCAACAAACAGUUGUUUUGCAAAGUUGAAAAUGUAAACUUGAGUACAUUCCUUUUUACAGCUCGUUUUCCAUAGUAUUACAGUCUUCCCUGUAAGCUCAGUUUUCCAUACUGUUGUGCACAGAGGACUGGGCUGGGACAACAACCUGGGAAUUGGGAAUUGAUUAGCAAAGCUCAUCAGGUCUGUGUGAUUUGCUGAGGCCUGAGGACCAAAGCCUGCAAACCUCACUUGUGUCAGUGGCUCCAUUGAUUGCAGCAGGACCAUGUGCAUGAGUCAGUUUUGCAUAGAUUGUAUUUCGUGUAAUCCAUAUUUAACAUUGAAGCUAAAAGUACUGAAUCGUGACAUAUAUUAAGAGGUGUCUAUGAUAAAGAUUUCUUUUAAAAUACUGUAUAAAAGUUAAAUUGGAUUAUAGUUUCUCCCUGUCUCGCUAUAAUAAUUUAUCUUAGUUUUGUAAAAUCAACCCUGCUAUAUUAAUACUCUUCAUUUUGAUCACCCUGCUGCUUGGAAGAAAAAGUAUUUUUGUAUUUACUUGCAUCCCAUGUAUAGCAAGAUGUUAUGUGAAAGUGGUAUAUAUAAAAUUGGAUAUUUUUAAUCAGUAUUUUUCCCAGUGCUCAGUUUUCAUGUUAGUCAAAUUCAGAAGUAAUGAUUUUUUUAAAGGCACAAUCUAAUCUCAAAUAUAUAUAUAUAUAUAUAUACAUACACUUUAAAAAUGCUCUGUAUUUUUAAACAUGCACUGUAGUGAAAGCGCUUUCGGGACAUGAAUGUGAUAUUGUAUUUAACCUCUUUCAACUUUUGUAAAUGCCUUUUACAAGUACUUUCCAUGCCAACUCACCUAGUUUGCCCAUGGAGGUUUUUUGCUCUGUUUUUUAGACCUCGUUUCAGUGACAGUGGUUGCACUACUUUUUUGUUGGCCUUGGUAGGAGCAGCUCCUAGGGGCUGGCAGAGAUGUGCAGGUGUCUCCUGAUCACCCACAGAUGAACUGAGACAGAGUUGGACAGACAUCCCUGAGUUGGUGACAGAAAUGGGAAUGAACUCUGGCUUUGGCAGCUCCCGGCCUCGUGCCCCAACAGCAGAACAGCUGGAUGGAAGGUGGGAGCAGUGUCUGUGUGCUCCUGCUCCCCUUGGUGCCUGGCCUGCUGUGAGCUCUGGUGCCCUGGGGCAGAGGCACAUGCCCCUCUGUCCUCUGUGCCAAACAAGGGCCGCUCGGUUGGAGCGGUUCCAGCUCCGUGACCUUCCCGUUCGCAGCCGCUACGCCAGAGAGCGUCGCUCUAAGGGUUUAAAUGGGCGCAGUAUCCGGAAUUCCUGUGAGGUCUGAAGUGUUUUAAACUUCAUACUUUCAGACCUACUCUUUGGAACGACUGUAGUAUUCUUGAUGUGUUCACAUACGUGCAGGACGAACCAUUUCUUUGGCAGUGCACGCCUCGCCUGUAGAUAACCCAUCUGUCACUGGGACGUGACGCUUUCCAAAGUGGCCCUGGGUGCCAGUGCCACGUGUAGAGCCGGGUGUAGUUCAGUGCUGUGCUCAGUAGUGCAUCUGUCCAGUCGUGAUCUGCUUCCCAAGGCUCGUUUGCACCGUUAGCGUGGAAAAUAGACCCGUAUCAACCUUAGCUCUUUGGUGGCGUAGAAGUUUCCGGGUGUGAUUAUUUGCCUCGCGUACUGAUCCGUAUUUGGCAGCUAAUGACGUAAAUGACCAUGAGUUCUCUUUGUCGGGGUUGGAAAAAAAAUAAAAUCAAAAGUGUUAUUGUAUCCGCAUGUAUUUUACACUUGGGGAUGAUUCCGCCGCGCGGCUCCCGCGGCGGCCGGGCCUGUCCCUCCAGCCGGAGGCGGCACACGCGGCCGCGCUCGGCGCCGCUGCUGGUGACUUCACCCCCGUUUUGUACAUCAGAUUUCAGGUGAUCGUGCUUAAGUUUGUACAAUUGUGUCGAUGUAAAAAAUACCUUGGUCUGAAGCGAUGCCGUGUGAAUCCUUUGGAGAUACGAUCCGUAGGGAACCGUUAGAUUCUACUGAUAAUAGCGUUAAGUAGUUACAAAAUAGAUCACUUAUUUUUUACAGAGCUCUACUUGCCUUUAUUUAUUACUUAUCUGACCACCCAAUCAAUGUGCUGUGUAGUUCAGUAUUUGUAGCCCGAUUUCACGAACCAGCUCUGCUCUUUGUGACAAAGCCGACAAUAAACGUUGACUCAGA
This is a messenger RNA of Apus apus (common swift), 4735 nucleotides long. It is a transcript of the gene BRI3BP, whose product is annotated as BRI3 binding protein. Bases 15 to 722 code for a protein of 235 amino acids. NCBI's taxonomy places the organism in Eukaryota, Metazoa, Chordata, Aves, Apodiformes, Apodidae. The transcript has 3 exons. Gene Ontology annotation, cellular component: mitochondrion. The record is from RefSeq and is a predicted model, not a curated record.